This is a messenger RNA of Puntigrus tetrazona (Sumatra barb), 2502 nucleotides long. RefSeq names its product Fc receptor-like protein 5. NCBI's taxonomy places the organism in Eukaryota, Metazoa, Chordata, Actinopteri, Cypriniformes, Cyprinidae. Gene Ontology annotation, molecular function: transmembrane signaling receptor activity. Gene Ontology annotation, biological process: cell surface receptor signaling pathway. The record is from RefSeq and is a predicted model, not a curated record. The transcript is spliced from 11 exons. The coding region runs from base 140 to 1684 and encodes 514 amino acids.
UUGCUGAAAGAUGAAAGAAAACAAUCUGAGUCCGUGUUAUAAUGAGAACACUCGCACCCUAAAGAGAACAACCCUUGAAAAGGAAGUCUUGAGACUUUAACACAGUCUGUGUUUAACCGUCUGUCAUCAUUCAGUCAGUAUGGAGCUCAGUCAACUUCCUCUUGUGUUCUUGCUGAUUUCAAAUAUCUACUCUGAACAAACUGAAGAAAGACUGAAACCCAGAGUGAUCAUUAAACCUGAUCAACAUGUGUUCAGAGGAGAAACAGUCACUCUCAGAUGUGACAUAUAUGAUGAAGGAGUCACUAGCUGGAGAUACUUCUGGUAUAAAGAAGGUUUAGGCAGAGUUUUCAGUGAUGGACAGGAACUCACAAUCAGUUCUGUUACUGAGUCUGACUCAGGUGAAUACUCCUGUGAUAGAUUUAAUGGAUCAAAACCGUCUCCCCGCAGUGAUGAAGUUACUCUGACAGUAUCAGGUCUUCCUAAACUGACUCUGACAGCUGAUCCUCAGAGUCCAGUGUUCCCCGGAGACUCAGUUACUCUGAGAUGUGAGGGGAUUCAGUCACAGAAUGGAUGGGAGUUUCUCUGGAGAAAAGACUCAAACCCUGAAUCUACUGAAGAUCAAACUAAAACAAUCAAACCUGAGAAAGUCUCUGAUGGAGGAAAGUACAGCUGCAGAGCACGAAGAAGAGGAAGAAGAUAUUACACAGUUUACAGUAAACCUGUAACAGUAACAGUAUACGAUCCCAAAUCAGUUUUAAGUGUUUCUCCACAGAAGUGGUUGACUGAAGGAGAUCCAGUGACUCUGAUCUGUGAGGUUCACAACUUUUCUACAGGCUGGACGUUCAGCUGGUUCACUUUAACUGAAUCACCAGGUGGUUAUCAUCUGCUCUCAGACAGCAGCAGAGGAGCAGGAGGAAGAUACAGGAUCAGUUCUGCUGCUGUAGAUCACACAGGAGUUUAUGUGUGCAGAGCAGAGAGAGAGAAAUCAUCUUAUAAAACACAGUACAGCAACACACAGCUGCUGUGGGUCACCGGUGUUUCUGCUCCAGUCUCUCUGAGGGUCAGUCCCAGCAGAACUCAACACUUCACAUCUGACUCUCUCUCUCUGAGCUGUGAAGACCAGAGUAACUCUACUGUAUGGAGAGUGAGAACAUACACAGACCUCUGGGGGCUGAAAGAUUGUUCAUCAAUACCUCGAGGAUCACACACAGGAUCUACAUGUACAAUCAGUUACGUCUAUACAUCACUCAUUGGAGUGUACUGGUGUGAGUCUGAAUCUGGAGAGAAACAUCAUCCUGUUAAUAUCACUGUACACUCUGAAGUGAUUCUGGAGAGUCCUGUUCAUCCUGUGACUGAAGGAGAUAGUCUGACUCUACACUGUUUAUAUCGAUACACAAAUCUAUCAAACCUCAGAGCUGAUUUCUAUAAAGAUGGAUCACUCAUCCAGAAUCAAACUACAGAGAUGAUCAUCUCUCCUGUCUCAAAGUCACACGAGGGUUUCUACUCCUGCAAACACCCAGAGAGAGGAGAGUCACCCAAGAGCUGGAUCUCAGUCUCAGGGUUUCAUUCAGAAUCUCAGAUCUCUGUUCUCUCUAUACUCAGUUCUGUACUGGCAGCUUGUCCAUAUCUGCUGGUGACAGUCGUGCUGAUUUUCAAAUGCUGCAGAAUGAGAGCCAUCUCCUGAAGUGCUUCUGAAAACCACCAGAGGACACUCCUCUCAGGUCAUAGUUUAAAGCUUGUGAAGGUUAAUUCCAAAAAAAUAUAUAAUAUGGAACAAACCUCUCUGUCCGCUCCAGACCUUUGAAACUAAAUAUUCUGAUAUAAUAUCGCAUGCGUUUGUGUAGUGGGAAUUUUCCCUCCAGUGUAGGUGUCACCAAGCCAGCAGAGGGAGCCCUUACCUCCGGAUGAUCCGUGUUCACUCUCUCUGCUGCUACUUCCUGUUGUGGGACUAUAAAUACUGUAGCAGGCUCCUCACCUGCAGGUUGUAUUGUUUGAUUGUUGGAUGGUUUGUUUCUAGUUUUCCUAGCGUUUCCCUUGUCAUAGAUUCUUUGGAUUUGACCCUGCCUGUCUUUUGAUACUUUGAUUGUUUGCUGCCUGACCCAACCUCUGCCUGUUUUUGGAUUCUGUUGUUUGCUGUGAUUUGACGCCUGCCUCCUUUGACCAUGUCUUUGUUCAAUAAAAGCCAGUGAAUGGAUCCGGACACCUCAGACCCCUCAUUCAUGACAGUAGGGGUUGAAAUUACUAGAGAAAUUACAAGUCUUCAACCCCUAGUACAUUUAAUUUCUGUACCUAAAGUAUGUUUUUAUUUAGUAACAACGACUGAGGAUUGAAGGACAGUAAUUUAAUAACGUACACGGUAGCUCUCUGUGUAUUAAUACUAACCCUACUUUUCCUCUAUAGCCCAAAACGUGCAAAAGUGUGUUUAUUUGUACAGUGUUUGGUAGAUGAAAAGAAUAACACAACAUUAACACAAUAAAGAAACCCAAAUAAACUCUUCACUUG